AUGGCGGCGACGUCGACGUGCAGCCAGUCAAUGAGGCGUCUACGUAUCUAUGGUCCUGUACCGUUCAGUGUUCAUAGAGCUGUGUUAGCCUCCGCUACCGUCUGGUCUCCUUCUCUGUCUCUGGUCUGAGUGGUUUCAGAUGUCAGAAACCCAGCAGCUGAAUAAAGAAGAAGGAACCCUGGAGCAGCAGGAGAGGAGCCCCAGCAUGGACCAGAAGGACUGGGACCCCCCCCACAUUAAAGAGGAGGAACUGUGGAUCAGUCUGGACGGGGAGGAGGCCGAUCCCACUAAGUUCCCCUUCAUUCCUUUCCCUGAGAAGCUGCAGUGGGGCUUCGGUGUGGACCAGAGGGACACGGAGCCCCCGCAUAUUAAAGUGGAAGAGCAGCUUCAAGGAUUGGAGGAUGCUGACACCACCCACUUCCCCUUCACACCUGUCUCUUUGAAGAGUGAAGAUGAUGAAGAGAAACCUCAGACCUCUCAUCUUCAUCAGAGACAGAGAGGAGAGGAGAAAAGAGCUGAUGGAGAGGCAGAGAAAGACUCUGAGUCAGAUGAUGUGACCGAGGAGUCCUCUGACUCUGAGGCUGAAGCCUGCGAUGAUGACCAGAAGGAUCCUGAUGGGAAACCGUUCCACUGCUCUGUGUGUGGGAGCGGUUUCAGCCAUAGAAGAAGUCUGAAUGUUCACAUGAGAAACCACAAAAGAGUCAAAGUUUUUUGUUGCUAUAUUUGUAAAAAAGCUUUUUCUCAGAAGUCAGGGCGGGGCAAGCACAUGAAAACUCACGCUGGAGAGUGGCCAUUCGAGUGCCAGUACUGUAGCAGAACAUUUCAUCACAAAGGAUCUUUAAGACGUCACAUGAUGCUCCAUCCUGGGUGGAAACCGUAUCCCUGCAGUAGCUGUGGAGACAAAUUCAGAUCAAAGAAACAGCUUAAAAUCCACCAUUGUACAUGGAAGACAUCCCACCCUACCAUGAAGAGAGAGACAGAAGAAUGUGAUGCAAUGUUUGCUGACAACAACCUGCUGGUGACCCACAUGAAGAUGCACAAGAGCAAGAAGCUGUUCAUCUGCACAGUUUGUGGCCACAGAUCGCCCUCUAAAACUCACCUGGAGGUACACAUGAGAACGCAUACUGGAGAGAAACCAUACAGCUGCCCCUUUUGUGACAAAAGAUUCUCACAGAGCGGACUCAUGAGGCAGCACAUGGCCGUCCACCUGGGGGAGCAACCCUACCGCUGCUCUGACUGUGGGAGAAAGUUCUUCUGGCAGUAUCAGAUGAAGAAUCACAAGUGCAGCAGAACGCCCUUCUACAGAAGAUUUUAUGAUCAGAGCUAUAAAAAAUCAGAACUUGCAAACUCAAACCUGGAUGCAGAAGAUCCUGACAACACUGACGCUGAUUUUUGGAAAGGAACAAGAAAAUAUCACUCAGGUUUUACGUAUCAGAGACAUAAAAAAGUCUCCGUUAACAGUGGGAGUAAUGUUAGAGAGGAGAACUUUGGUGGUUCUUCUGAUAUGGCCAAAAAUGAACUAAAGAAGCAGAACACUGUUGACAUUGAUUUAGGCAAUCGAUUUAAGCAAUCUAACUCUGGCCUGAAGUUUCUGAAAAGGGAGGAUUCUUUUACUGGUAACAGGACUUCCUCAGCCAGCGUUUCUGCAUCUAAAAACACCGACUCUCUGCACACGAACAAGAAGUGUGACAAAACUGAGCAACCGUUUAGCUGUCCAUACUGUGGGGAAGGAUUCACAACAGGAGGAUGCUUUACAAAACACAUCCAUGUCCACACGGGAGAGAAACCACUCAGGUGUGUUGUUUGUGAGGAAAUAUUUACUAAGGAGUCUGAGUUACUCAGUCACGUUUGUGUUGGAGAAUCUUUAGAGCCUUAUCAGAGCGGGACUGAAGGAGAGAGUCCAGCCAAGAAAUCCUUCAAGUGCUCAUUUUGUGCCGAAGAGUUUGGCUGUAAGGACGAUCUGCUGGUGCACAUGAGAGUUCAUACUCAGGAGAAACUAUUCAACUGCUCAGUUUGCAGUCAAAGGUUUCCUAAGCAGGAGGAUUUAAGUUUUCAUUCCCCAUGUCACACUGUGGAGAAACCUUUCUGCUGCUCCGUGUGUAACAAAGACAUCACUUACGACUCUUUGAUUGAACACAUGAGAAUCCACAGCAGACAAACGCAGCUCAGCCUCUCAGUCUGUGACAUGGAGGUCCACAGAGCUGAGCAGAUCCACAGAGACUGUGACGAGACGAUCUUUGGUUCUGAUGGAAUAGAAGAACAUGAGUCAGGCAAAGCACCUUCAGAUCCAGAGAGACAUUUACAACCAGAGACUUGGGAGGAAACUAAAGACUCUUCAGAAGAUAAGGAGACAGAAGAACACCUGCCAGGUUUUACCUCUCUCAAGACAGCAGCAAUAUUUAACUCGCACAAAGACUUCUUCUCUCCACACAGAUAUCCUGUCCUGAAGAUCCACAGAUACAUUCCCACAGGAGAGGAACUCCUCCAUGGAUCUGACAGAGGAAGUCUGGGCCCAGAUGUGAAGGCUGACAACGGGAUAAGGAGACGAGUAAAACAGGAAAAUACUGAGCCUCCAUGUAUAAAGGAGGAGCUGGAGGAGGUCCAGAUCAGUCCGCCUGAUGCCACCCUCAAUCUAGUCUCUGUGAAGACUGAAGAUGAUGAGGAGAAACCUCAGACCUCACAGCCUCAUCAGAAACAUGAUGAAGAGAUGGAAACAGUCUUUGGUUGUAAAGGUCUCUCCGAAUCUGGGUCUUUCUCUGUCUCUGCUCAUCCUGAGGUCAAAACUGAAGACUCCUGUGACACUGAUGACAGUGAUUUUUGGAAAGAGACCAGAAGACCAGAUCCAGGGUCUAACUCUGCCAAUAAAACCUCAGUCUGCUCAGACGGUAAAGAUUCAGGAUCUGAGAGUGAUUUUUGGGAAGAAAGAAAGAAGAAGCUGCCAUCAGAUUCAAACUCUGUGAAGAACGAUGUCUCUUCCUCAGAUGAGAAGAGUCACACUCAGAAGAAAACACACAGCUGCGCCACCUGUGGGAAAAGUUUUGAUGCAGUCAGGUAUUUGAACAACCACAUGAGGUCUCAUCAAGAACGGAAAGCCUUUAUUUGCCCUGUCUGUGGUCUAAAAUGUCUCUUCAAGUCCCGCUUGAGGAUGCACAUGUUGACACAUUCAGGAGAGAAACCAUUCAGUUGUCCCGUGUGUGGGAAAAGAUACGCCCAAAAGGCAGGUAUGAAUGCCCACCUGGAGACCCACAGUGAGGAGAAGAAACACAGGUGUGACGUCUGCGGCCUGAACUUUGCUUGGUUUACUGAGCUCAAAUACCAUCGGUGUGUCAGGAAGUCCUCAGGGGAAAACCCCGCCUGGACCAAGACCAUGUCCCCUCUGUCAGCAUAAACAUGGAUCAGUUCUCUGUCUGAGACCUGGUCUGAUAAAGGACCAGAAUCUUUGAGGAUUAACUCUUAAAUUAAGCUUCACUCAUUUGUUAUUUUGGGGCUUUAAUGAUUUUUUUACUAGAAAGUUUUGGAAUUGUUCCUUUAGAUCACCUCAGCCAGUCUGCGACAUGUUUAUACAGAACAUUUCCUUCUUUACAGGCAGCAGGUUUAGACUGGACUCUUGGUUUAUUCUUUACAAAGACAGGUGAUUUGGGAUUAACAGUAUAUUCAUCAUAAUAAUGAUAUCAGACAAUAUUAACCCCUUAAAGCCUGGAAACACCAAUUAUAGCUAGAAAAUUCUAUUUUUUGUGGGUGGGUGAUAUUUUGACCUUUUUAACCAGUUAUUUUGUAUUUUAUCUCAUAUUUUCAACACCAAACUUUGACUUCAUAAUCCCAUAGUUUGACCUUUUAG
This is a messenger RNA of Cheilinus undulatus (humphead wrasse), 3838 nucleotides long. Its product is annotated as zinc finger protein 182-like. Lineage: Eukaryota; Metazoa; Chordata; Actinopteri; Labriformes; Labridae. The record is from RefSeq and is a predicted model, not a curated record. Bases 140 to 3388 code for a protein of 1082 amino acids. The transcript is spliced from 2 exons.